This is a messenger RNA of Alexandromys fortis (reed vole), 525 nucleotides long. Its product is annotated as histidine-rich glycoprotein-like. Lineage: Eukaryota; Metazoa; Chordata; Mammalia; Rodentia; Cricetidae. The coding region runs from base 1 to 525 and encodes 174 amino acids. The transcript has 5 exons. The record is from RefSeq and is a predicted model, not a curated record.
AUGCCAAAGGUGUGCAGCACACGGAGCAGGCUGAAAAGGCCGCUCUGGGACAAGACAAGUGGACGAAUUCCCAAAUACACGUUACUCUCCUCAGCCCUGAGCAACACCAAAGACAGCCCUGUGCUCCUGGAUUACCUUGAAGAGUCCGAAGUUCACAGACAACAAGCCCAUAAUGCCCUGGACAAGUACAAAAGGGAGAACGAAGGCUUUGCCUCUUUCCGAGUGGACCGAGUAGACAGGGUUAUAAAAGCGAGAGGAGGGGAAAGAACCAAUUACUAUGUGAACUUCUCUAUGCGGAACUGUUCUACACAGUAUUUCCACAGAAGGCCUCCAGUCUUUGGAUUCUGCAGAGCAGUUUUGUCCUACAACGUAGAUGUCACUGACCUGGAAACCCCAGAAAACAUUGACACAAUCUUGUACCUUACUCACUUCCUCACCCUACCAUCUGCUAGCUCCUCUUUUCCUUCUGCUCAACCUGGAAACUUAUCUAUGGCGAAGAAAUACAAAGGUAUCUUUAUACUCUAA